This is a messenger RNA of Pseudomassariella vexata, 717 nucleotides long. RefSeq lists its product as uncharacterized. The coding region runs from base 1 to 717 and encodes 238 amino acids. The transcript is spliced from 2 exons. Gene Ontology annotation, biological process: mitotic sister chromatid segregation. Gene Ontology annotation, cellular component: MIS12/MIND type complex; kinetochore. The record is from RefSeq and is a predicted model, not a curated record. NCBI's taxonomy places the organism in Eukaryota, Fungi, Ascomycota, Sordariomycetes, Amphisphaeriales, Pseudomassariaceae.
AUGGAGUCUGCAGUUGCUGCACACCACCGCAAGAUCGAGCUGCAGGCCCCGGAGGACCUCACCUACCUCCUGGCCAACGUCCGACGCGCCGCGACAUCGCGAAUCGACGAGGCCUUCCCUCCCGUGGAUGGUGAACAAGGCGAAGAUGAGCUGCGCACGCGGAUAGAAGAGCUUGUGACCGAGUACAUCACCAAAACAUUCACCCUCGCCGCCCCCAACCUAUCCAUUAACGGCCUUCCCAUCUCCCACACCCACGAAAUUCUCUCCGGCCGUGCCCCCACCUCCACCACUGACCCAUCCCAACCCGAAGAAGUCUUCGCGCCCUUCGACGCCCGCCUGCGCGCCCGCGUGGAGGAUCUCACGCGCGAAGAGGAGGACCUCCUCCGCGACAUCGCCGCACUGAAGAAAUCCGUUCCUGCUACCGCGGCAGCGCACUGGAGCGACUCGGUGAAGCGGGGGAUCCAAGCGGACGAGGAGGCGCUGGCGGCUUUGAAGGAACAGAUCAGCAGCAGCAGCAGCAGUGGUGAAGCGGAUGAGAAGGGGCAAGACAACGAUUUGAAGGAGGUGAUCAAGAUGUUGGAGCGGCAGGAGGGGGUGCAACAAGGGUACGAGAGGGCGGUCAGGGGGCUGGGGAGGUUGAAAAGGGAGAUGCCUUCUGUGGCGGCCAAGAUGGAGAGGGCAAGGGGGGCCGGAGGCUAUGUGGUGUCGGGGCGCUGA